Corythoichthys intestinalis (scribbled pipefish) is the source of this 25371-nucleotide messenger RNA. It is a transcript of the gene bsna, whose product is annotated as bassoon presynaptic cytomatrix protein a. Gene Ontology annotation, molecular function: metal ion binding; structural constituent of presynaptic active zone. Bases 225 to 13568 code for a protein of 4447 amino acids. Lineage: Eukaryota; Metazoa; Chordata; Actinopteri; Syngnathiformes; Syngnathidae. The transcript is spliced from 15 exons. The record is from RefSeq and is a predicted model, not a curated record. Gene Ontology annotation, biological process: protein localization to synapse; presynaptic active zone assembly. Gene Ontology annotation, cellular component: cytoskeleton of presynaptic active zone; glutamatergic synapse; axon.
ACGUCAGAACCCAGCCUACUGGUGCUGAGGCUGACGGAGAGGCGGAGGAGGAUGACGACGAUGGCGCUGAUACAGGAGCAACGCUGAGUUCGCUCUUCCUCCUUUAUCUUCCCCCUUUUUUUACCCUCGUCUAUACACUUUUCAUUAGAAUUCAAAGCGCAUCAUAGAGACAGUCGGGACCGAUAGGACGCGCUAGCACUCGUGUCUCCUGAGCCGAGAUCGGGAUGGGGAACGAGGCGAGCAUGGAGGGCGGCGGGCAGCCCGGAGAGGCCGGGAUGAUGGCUUCCGUGAUGCCCGACAGAUCCGCGACCGCCGGGCCGGCUGGACCGCACGUGAAGCCCGUCAACGGCUCGGCUGCCGGCGGAGGGAUGGGUGUCGGAGGCCCCGGAAUGGGAAUGACGAGGGGACCAAUGGGUCAAAGGGGCAGCCCCACGCCUGGCAUGCAACAGGGAGUUCACAGUGGAGGAGGGAUGGCAGGAAUGGGAGGCAUGGGGAGUGGGAUGAGUACGGGAACGGGAGGUGGAAUAGGAAGAGGAAUGGCUACCGGAGGCGGAAUUGGCUCUCGAAGUGGCGAGCCCUACCGCCUGGCCACCCACGAGACUCCGACCUCACCCCGUCAAAUGCAGUCAGGGCAGGGUCAGGCGGCCAGUCACGGAAUGAGUCAUAGUCCAGCUGCCGGCGGCAUGGGAGUCCACGCAGGACAGAGUCCCGGCCAGCACGCCUCCCGUCGAAACCUCCAAGUCGACUUUAACAGUUCGGGCAGCUCCAGGACGGGUCGAUCUCCUUCGGUGUCGCCGGACCGCGGCAUGACACCCACCUCGCCCUACUCGGUGCCACAGAUUGCUCCCAUGCCAAAGAGCAAACUUUGUCCGGUGUGCACCACUACGGAGCUCUCCAACCCUCCAGCUGUGCCCAACUACAACACUUGCACGCAGUGUAAGUCCACUGUGUGCAAUCAGUGUGGAUUCAACCCCAACCCGCACCUCACUGAGGUCCAGGAAUGGCUUUGUCUCAACUGCCAGAUGCAAAGGGCUCUUGGCAUUGAUAUGACCACGCCUCGGUCAAAGAGUCAACAACAGAUCCAUUCACCUUCCCACCAAGCGAAACCUCUGGUCCAGCCUCAGCAGGCUGCCCCUCAGCCAACACAGCCGGCAAAUGCAGUACAGUCUAAACCUCUGGCGCAGAGCCAUCCCACUCAGCAACAGCAGCCGCAACUACCGCAGACUCAACUUUAUGGACAGACUUUGCCCUACCCCCAAACACAGCCAUAUUCCCAAUCCCAAGCAUACUCUGAGUCACAGCCAUAUUCUCAAUCCCAGACAUACCCACUGUCGCAGCAAUAUCCCCAAACCCAGCAUUAUCCACAGGCCCAGGAGCAUCCACAGUCCCAACAAUAUCCCCAGUCUCAACAGUAUCCCCAGUCCCAACAGCAGCUGCAGUCAGGGCAGUACCCCCAGACCCAGCAAUAUCCCCAGACCCAGCAGUAUCCCCAGUCUCAACAGUAUCCCCAGCCUCAACAAUACCCUCAUUCUCAGCAGGAUCCUCACUCUCAGCAAUAUCCUCAGUCUCAACAGUAUCCCCAGGAUCAGCAGCAGUCUUACCCACAGUCUCAAUCUGGACCCCAGGUUCAGCAACAACCAUACCCGCCAUCCCAGUUUGGACCCCAGGUUCAACAACAGCAGCAGCAGCAACAGCAACCACAGCAGCAGCAACCGCAGCAACCGCAGCAACAGCAACCUUAUCCACAUUCUCAGUCUGGACCCCCAAACCAACAAUAUCCCCAGACUCAGCAGUAUCCCCAGGCUCCACAACAGCCUUAUUCACAUUCCCAGUUAGGGCCCCAGGCACCACAGCCUCAUAAUUCCCAAGGGUUACACAGUCACGCACCUUUGAGUGGUCCCCAGAGCCAGACAGGUCCCUCCCAUGAAAGUAUGAGGUCUGACGCAUAUUCCCAGAGAGGUCCAAGAACUGGUGGAGGUCCUACAGGAGGCCCGAACCAACCCGGCGGUCCAAGGAUCCCCCACCCUGGUGCUGUCCCCCUCCCUGGUUUGACAAAAGCACCCUCCCAACCCGACUUAGGUCGUGGCUCUCCUAUGCACCAGAAUAUGGCUCGACACCACGACCACACCAGAAGUGCCGGCUCUUCUCCAGCUCACAAGCCCCAGAGUCAGGCCCAUCCUCCAGCCCAGGAUGGACUGACCAAGCUGUUUGGCUUCGGAGCGUCCUUGCUCAACCAGGCGAGUACCUUGAUCAACGUAGACCCUUUGACCACCUCUUCCGCUCAUCCUAGUCCAGCAAAAGGCAAAGUGGUAUUCAGUAAUGCCACCCCUGACAACAAGCAGCCACAAACUGGGGCCUCAGGUGCCAAACCAUUCGGCAUGGGAGUUUCUCAUGGUCCGACUCCAGUAGCCGGUCCUCAUGCACCGGGCCAAAUGGGUGUCCCCCAGGCACCAAACCAAAUGGGUGGCUCUCAUGCACCGAAACAAAUGGGUGGCCCUCAUGCACAAAAUCAAAUGGGCGGCUCUCACACACUUAACCAAACGGGCACUACUCCUACAACAGGCCAAAUGGGAGUUCCGCAUACUUCGAGCCAGUUGGUAGGACCCAACGUGCCAAAGCAACAGCAGCAAACUAUACCGCACCAACAAGGAAUGCCACACCAGCAGUUGCCCUCCCUUCAACAAAAAGAUCCACAGCAAGCCGAGGGGCAGCAACACCAAAAAAUGGCAUCGCAUGUGCAAAAGUUGGAGACGAAACAGGAGCCCGCGACUGUUCCCGCCGCAGCUCCGGAACCAAUUAAGCAGAAAGUGAACUGUCCUCUGUGUAAAACAGAGCUAAACAUCGACAGCUCUGACCCACCCAACUACAAUUCCUGUACGCAGUGCCACACUCAAGUCUGCAACCUGUGCGGCUUCAACCCUACGCCACAUUUAGUUGAGAAAAAAGAAUGGCUAUGUCUCAACUGCCAAACCCAGCGCCUGAUGUCUGGUGGAGGUCUCGAUGAGCCUCCUCUUCCUGUUCCCCACCCGUCUCCCAAACAUCAGCCCUCUGGAUUACCGCGCCACCAGACAGCCAAUCAACAAAGCCCUCUCCAUAAAGCCACCAAUCAGCAGGGGUCCAAACCAGCCCAGUCACAGAAAUCACAGCCUGAACAAUUUGGGCCGAACGCUACCAAACUGCCAAAUGACUCCAAUAACACCGUAACAGCUACUGGACCAACAGGCGAAACCCAGAAGAAGACGAAAACCACGGAUGAGCCGGAAAGCCAAACUGCCAAAAUCAGCAAAACUACUCCGAAGAAAGGAGAACAAGUCACACCGAUCAAGGAAAUCAAGAAAUCAAGGCAUUACGAUGAAACGAAAAACAACAGCACGCAUGACUUGUCACGCAGCCCUCAAAGCCUCAGCGAUACUGGUUACUCCUCCGACGGCAUCUCCAGCUCCCACAGCGAAAUCACAGGACUAAUUCAGGAGGAGGAGAUGAAAUUAAGUGAGCGGGGUAUCAUUGGACAGGGCUCGCCACCGAGUCCUUCAGAAAUCACUAAACUGGAAAGCUCCAUGAGACCUUUGCUGGAAAAGAAUCUUUCCGAAGACAAGGUAGACAGAAGGGGAAGGAAGCACAGGGACAGAGACACCGAUGAACGAGGGAAACAGCGCCCGCGUUCUUUGUCAAUCCCGCCAGAUGCAUAUGACUCGGAUGAGGAACUUGAAGACAUCAUGGAAGAAGCGGAAGACGGAGGAGACUGGGACGAUAAACGGAAAGAUGCAAAGGAGGAAAAGAAGAAAAAGAAGGAAACGGAGCCCACAGAGAUGACCGAUGAGGAGUUCAUGAGGCGACAGAUAAUGGAGAUGAGCGCAGAUGAGGAAAAUGAUGAGGAAGACAUGGACGAGGACGAAGAAGAUGAGGGAUAUGGCUACGAGCGAAAGAAAAGCCACCAUAAGCACAUCCUCUCCGACACAGCAAAGGAGAAACGUCGCUUACAGCAUCACUCUAGCAGUUUUGAAGAGGAAACUAAAAGCUCCACAGAUGUUUACAAAAGCUCAGUAGAAGAGGGUGAAGAAGAUCUUAUGGCGUCACAAGGUGGUCUGAGGCGCUUUAAAACCAUUGAACUCAAUAACACCAAUAGCUACAGCCGAGAAAUUGAGCUCAGCAACGAAAAUGAUCUGAGCCUCGAUCGAGAGCCAGAACUGGAGAUGGAAAGUCUGACCGGAUCUCCCGAGGAGCGCUCUCGAGGCGACUACUCUUCCACUCUUCCACCAACUUCCGCAUCGUCUUAUGGCUCAGGCCAAUCUCCGACGUCCAUCUCAUCAAUGGAAGAAGACAGCGACAGCAGCCCCAGCAGGAGACAAAGAUUGGAAGAAGCCAAGCAACAGAGGAAAGCACGGCAUCGCUCUCAUGGCCCUCUCCUUCCAACCAUUGAGGACUCUUCAGAAGAAGAUGAACUGAGAGAGGAAGAGGAACUUCUGAGAGAGCAGGAGAAAAUGAGAGAAGUUGAACAACAAAGAAUCAGAAGCACAGCACGCAAAACCAAGAGAGAUAAAGAGGAGCUGAGGGCUCAAAGACGAAGAGAAAGGUCCAAAACACCACCCAGUAAUCUUUCACCCAUUGAAGAUGCUUCUCCAACAGAGGAGCUCAGGCAAGCUGCCGAAAUGGAAGAACUUCAUCGGUCCUCCGCCUCUGAAUACUCCCCUCAUAGCCUGGAUUCCGAAGCUGAAGGCUACGAAUCCAAACUUUACAAGUCAGGCAGUGAAUACAACCUCCCUACCUUCAUGUCCCUCUAUUCACCGAUAGAGAAAUCCUUGACCACAACUACGAUAGCACCGUCAUCCACUUCCAAGCCGUUAAAGAGCGCUGAGGAGGUUUAUGAAGAGAUGAUGAGGAAAGCAGAAAUGCUUCAAAAGAAACAGAAACAGGAGCAGCAGCAUUCUCCGGUAAAACACGGUCAGUACUACGAAGAAGACAUUAAUGGACAAAGUUACGACGACGAGUAUGAGUACGAACAAGAUCAAACAGAAUACGACAAUGAUGCAGUUGAGAUGGAAACUGAUAUUUAUGAGGAGAUUCGACAAACAUCUCAGAACAUCACAAAGAUGCAGCAGGCCACUGAUGAGCAAGUAGAUAUUGACAUCGCCUACCCAGAAAAACAAUUUCUCGACACAGGCUCUGCAUUCGCAAAACUACUGGAGCAAAGCAACGCCCUUUUGACUCCAGGAACCAGCCCCACCCAGAUCUCCGCUCCCGUCUCUUUUGCCGAAACAGGAGGACGCAUCCCUGACGUCAAAGUAACUCAACACUUUGCCUCAAAGGACAGACACAAAUUAAAAACCCAAGCUGGGAAAAAUGGAAUAACACCUACGGUAGCUGCCACUACAAUUGCGGCUUAUGGAGUUUAUGCUAGAGAUGCUGUUACCAUUUCUCAAACGAGUACGAGCAACACUAUGACAUCUACCCAGUCUUCCAUCUACAGCAGACAUACGAUCAGUCCUGCCACAUCUUCAGCCACAGUCUCAAGUGUAUGCAGCAAAAUUGCAGAGAUUACCCAAGCCUAUAGUCAAAGAGAGGUCAUUACCAGAAGGGUAGGGGACACUCGAGGUGUCCAGGCUCGAGACAGCCCAACAUCUGCAAGUGAAAGAAUAAGUGAACCACGCUCUCCUAAGUACACAACUUAUUACAGGAGCACCAGCCCUCCACUUUCUCCAUCCCCACCACCACAAAGUCCAACCCGCUCACCCUCUCGGAGGGCUACAGCCGAGUUCUCCACUCAGACUUUCAAUUCAGCACUACGAAUGGACUCGGGAGGUUCUGGGCCUACAUCUCCGGUGAUGGCCCAGGGGACCCAAACUUCACAUCGAUCCGUCUCCCCGCGAUUGUACCGGCAGCAGUCGUCCCGUGACGUGCCAUACUCUCCGCCUGCCAGUCCAGCUCGUCCAACGACUGUCAACACAGCUACAUCUCCUCUGUCUUCACCCACAAGAUUUAGCCGUCAGUCUACAUUUGAUUCCUACUCACCAUGCGGUAGCCCUCCAGAUACACCACCUUAUCAACAUUCACCUACACGCAGCUUCUACAGAACGCAACGAAUAGAAAAGGUCAAUGUUGGGACAAGUAUGGUUACCACCGGAAGUACUUAUACAAGAGGAUCUGUUUCUAUGGAUAACAUCUCACUCUGUCGUAUAUCUACAGUCCCGGGUACUUCCAGGGUAGAGCAGGGUCACAGGAUCCAAAGUGGAAGUGUUGUGGACCUCAGAACAGCUGCUCCAAUCAUCAUGACUGAUCAAGGAAUGGAUCUAACGUCCUUAGCCACUGAAAGCAGAAAAUAUCAUGGGGGAACAGAGGGGAGCAGACAUUCGACAAUUGUACAGCCUCUGAUUAUGAACCUAAAUGCCCAGGAAACCAUCACACCAACCACUGUGAGCGUAACUGUGGCGGCUUCUAUGUUUAUGACCCAGCCGAAACAACCAGUAGUCUAUGGCGAUCCUUAUGACAAUAGAGUGGACCUAGGUCAGGGCAUGGGUUCAGCUGUGUGUUUUUCCCAAACCAAACCCCCUCUAUCACCCCCGACAGACCCAUCAAUACCAAAAAUUGAUGCGAAACUCGAAAAUCUCAGUAUUCAACAGAAAGAACUACAAAAACAACAAGAGAAGUUGCAGAUGCAGCAAGCAAUUCUCGAGCAGCAGUUGCAGCAGCACCAUCAUAUGCAACAACAACAGCAACAAGCAAGUGCAUUAGCAAGGUAUAACCUUUCUGGCCAUGUCUCACCCAUGUUGAAAAAGGACUUGCUUGUUACUCAGACAAGCACAGCCUCUGCUGGUAUGAGUGCUGUAUCGUCAGUCAUCAACCCUGAGCUGUAUGGCACUGGGCCCGUUGAGCUGAAAGGAAAGCACAGUCCUCCCGGUGGAAUGACAGGAGGGAAUCCACCACAUAGCAUGGUUGUCCAGAUGGAUGGCGGACAAGAACAGGUCAGGGCAGUGACACAGCUUGUGAAAGUAGAAGAAGGACAAGAUGCGGCAGAUCUGACAGGAGGCCACAUUAAACCUGACAACCAACCGGCUUGCUGUGAUGUUGUUUAUCGAUUACCCUUUGGUGGAAGCUGCGUUGGGGCUUCUGAGAAAGAGGGCAUACGGCCUCCUUCCGCUCCGCCUCUUUCCUAUGAUUCUGAUCAGGAGAGACAACCUGGAAGGUACCGUGAAUAUCCAAUGGAUGGACAGAAGUCCUAUACAUUGCCUUAUCCUGGUAGGCUUCAACCUUCAAUGUCUGAUACGAACCUGGCUGAAGCAGGGCUACAGUCCUACCAUAUUAAACUAGACCCACAUCUUCAAGCCCAAGGAGAACUAGCAAUGGAUUUAAGCACUCUAAAACAUGGCUACGGGGGAUAUGUUGGGAUGCAAUAUGGGUCAUAUACAGAUUUGCGUCAUGGCGGAGAACUCCCCACCCCAACAUUGCCUAUACGGAGAUACAAUUCCUUGUCGAACAUAAAUUCAGACUACGGCUACUCAGCUCGUGACAUUGCCAAUUUCCAGGAAGCUAAUCUAGCUCAAUACAGUGCCACAACUGCUAGAGAGAUCAGCAGAAUGUGUGCUGCCCUCAAUUCUAUGGAUCGCUACGGAAGCAACCCAGACCUGAUGCAGUUUGGGAGCCUGGGGAGAGGAACAAGCCCACCAACCUCAAGGCUAACAGCAGGUCUUGGCUUGAGACAAAGUCUACUCUUUGGGUUAGACGGGAAACCGUUAACCCACAACCAGGCACUUACAAAUCUUAUUAGUGCCAGACAGGCCAGUCUUAGAGCCAUGUACCCUGCAGCCAUUCGCGCCACAGACGGCAUGAUCUACUCCACCAUUCAGACACCCAUUGCCUCUACCCUACCUAUUACAACUCAGCCUGCUUCAGUCCUUCAACCGCUACUGAGAGGGGUUUACAGGCCUUACCCAUCUCCCAACAUGACGCCUGUGCCCCUUUCUAGUCUUACACGAUUACCUAUGAACCCCCGGAUGUCUUUAUCUCGCUACCCUGGACCAGGUCUUCUCCAAACAACAUCAACCUCUGCCUCUGUUGCUGGUACGAUAACAACUUCAGCACCAACGAGUGCCCCAGUUUCUGUGCCCUCUACAUCUGCCCCUUCCACAAUCCAAGAUGAACCCGUUUAUCUUGGUAAGGGAGCUGUUGUAAUCUCAACAUCUGUAGAGGCCGCAAAAACUGAGCAGCAGCAUCAACCACUGAACAUGUCACAAGCGCACCUGAACAGUCAACAAUUGACACAAGCAACAACUGCUCAAUGUUACGCUUCAGCAGGCCAUUCAGAUUCCACAAGUACUUUAGCAGCAGCAGGGGGUCUACCUCAGUUCCCCCCGCCUGGUGCUGUACACAAAGAGGGUGAGACUGAGGCAGAACGGCUGCAUCGUCAGCAGGAACAGCUUUUGCAGAUGGAGAGAGAGCGCGUCGAACUUGAGAAACUCCGACAACUGCGCCUACAGGAGGAGCUGGAACGAGAAAGGAUUGAACUGAAGCUGCACAGAGAGAAGGAGCACAUACUGGUGAAGAGAGAGUUACAGGAGCUGCAAAACAUCAAGGAACAGGUUCUACAACAGCAGCAACAGGAACGGGAGAAACAACUUGUUGUCCAGAGGGAACAGCUAGCCCAACAGAAAUCUCAGCUCGACCAGAUCCAGUCCUUACAGCAACAGCUCCAGCAGCAACUUGUAGAGCAAAAGCGGCAGAAAACAGCUGCUGCAGUCCAGAACGUUCAGAUGGAUGCGACUGGACAGCCUCUUCAUCCUUAUACUGACCAUCAAAUUGGAUCCCGCUCCCUCCCCAACUCCUCCUCAGAGAUGUGUCUGAGAAGCCACGAUGAGCAUGUUGAGAACCAGAGCAACAUGAGGAAACACAGUUCCAUGACCAGGCUAAGCAGAGACACUUUGGAUGGAGAAGGCACGGUCUUUCAUGUCUCGCCUCGCAGGAACGUAGACAGUUGUGUGCAGACGGAUGAUGAAGAUGGAGAAGAAAGGUACAUGAUGCGUCACCGAACCAGACGCCGCGGUCGCAGCGUAGACUGCUCCGUUCAGACUGACGACGACGAGGACAAGGCUGAAACCGGGCAGCCGGUCCGUCGAAGACGCUCUCGUUACUCUCGACAUUCCGAAUCCAGUGCAGCUAGCGGCGGAACCUCCGCAAGCACCACUGCCACUGACGCCAAACCCAACGCUUCCAAGAUGGUAUCAUCCAGUAUCGCCAUCCAAACCAUGAGAGAAAUGUCCUGCCAAACCGAAGUGGAGCACCUCGGAAGAGUUUCGCCUGCGAUCCACGUGACAGUACCGGACCCGAAUAAAGUUGAGAUCGUGCACUACAUCUCAGGACCCGAAAGGACAAAAAAGGGACAGUCGUUAGCGUGCCAGACUGACCCAGAAGCCCAGUCGCAAGGGGUUGUUGCUCCCCAGCUCAGCAUACCUACGACAGUCAGCCCAUAUUCUUCCUCCACCAGUAGUGGUACCCAACCAUCCGGCGUGGCUGAGGUUGCCACGCAGCAGCGCCAGCAGCACGUCACAGCAAACGCAGCCAAGUUCGAGCGCCGACGUCCCGACCCUCUCGAUAUGAACUGCCAACCACACAACCACCUUCACAAUGAGUCCAUCUCCAAUAUCAUCCGGCAGCAGCAAACUGUUCUCUACUCACCUGUCUCUCCGGUGUCCCCUCACCGGCUGUUGGAGAAUUCUCUAUCGAGUGAGAGGCUGAAUAAGGCCCAUGUCACACCUCAGCAGAAGGCAUACACUGCAGAGUCCCCCCAGCGACAUCCUUCCAUGCCAAGACCAAUAAAAAGCACCCAAAGAUCGAUGUCAGAUCCCAAGUCCCUUAGUCCCACAGCGGAUGAGCACACGAAGGCUAGGCUGUCCCUGUAUCAACAACAAGCACUCCAGAACCAGCUGGCAGCCCUUCAUCAGAGUUCACUGCUACGUAAGGUCAAGAGAACCCUGCCCAGCCCUCCUCCGGAAGAGACGACGACAUCGGUUCAUCUGCCCAUGAUGACGCCCACCCUUCAACAGGUCUACUUGCCAUCCGUGCCCAGCCUCAAGCCCAGCUCCAGGUCCGGCCUUGCUGCCAAAGCCAGCCUUCUCAAAGACCUCACCCACGAGCUAAAGGCGGUGGAGCAAGAAUCCACCAAGCUGAGAAAGCAGCAAGCUGAACUGGAGGAGGAGGAGAAGGAGAUUGACGCGAAGCUGAGAUACCUGGAGCUUGGCAUCCACCAAAGGAAAGAGACACUAGUCAAGGAGAGAGAGAGGAGGGAUAUCGCUUAUCUGAGGUGUAUGGGUGACGCUCGGGACUAUAUGUCUGAUAGCGAGUUGAACAAUUUACGAUUGGCAGCUGCGGCCGCGUCACAUGAAACCAACGGACUGUUGACGACAAGACCAAGUACGGCUCCUCUCAGCCAAUUCAGUAACGAUCUGAACACCGCAGCUCAGUACACACCCACGUCAUCGUUCCACUCGCAAUACCCGCAAAGCCAAUCGGCACCAGGUCAAUCAAGUUUACCGUACCAGUCAUCAACAUUCAACCAAGCUCCUUAUCCAACAGCAUCUCAAUCCCAGGCUUUACCUCAGCCAACCCCCCUCCAGAGUCACGUUCACCCUUCAGGAACAUCCUACCAAUCUCAAGCCUCAUACUCUUCCCACACCUACCCUCAAACUCAACCCCCGUAUCCCCAAACAGAAAUUGGGUUGCCAAGCGCACCGCAACCUCAGCCCCAGUCAGGGCACACGGGAUUUGGGCCCGCACCACCUGGUCAGCCCCCAUACCCCACCCACAGCUCACCAUAUCCCAGUGCUGUGUCCUCUUACCCCAGCCAAAGCUCCCCGUACCCUGGGCAACCUCAUACAGAUAUUUUGACCAUACACCAAGGAAGGCCCAGACACACAUCGCUGGCUGAUCUGGAGCACAAGAUGCCCACCAAUUACGAGACAAUCAGUAAUCCUACAGUCGUGGUUACCACCACGGCGCAAGACAGUACCUAUUCCAGUUCAGCUGCCUCAUUUGGUCAAUACGCAGGAACGACGACAAUGGCAAACUACGGACCCUAUGGUUCGGCGACGGUGUCUAGUAGUUACGGUGGGUUAUCCGCCAUUCCACCCACUACAUACGGACAGUAUACAUCAACAACAGUUAGUUCGUACGGCCAGUGCACCACCACAACUGCUAAUGCAUAUGGCUACACGGCAUCAACAGCCGGCUCAUAUGGACAGUACACGUCAACAGUUUCUAAUGCCUACGGACACGGUGUUGACAGCCCCUCCACCUACAGUACACCUGAUGGCAUGUACGGGGCACCUGGUUUAGAACAAAAUGUCCCGAGGAACUACAUGAUGAUAGACGACGUGAGCGAGCUGACGGCAAAAAACGGGCUGGGCACGACGACGGGUGACAUGAUGCAUCACAGCGGCAGCGGGCGUUACCCAGGCGACACCCACGGUCACACCGGAACCAUUGGCAGCACCCCGCGUGUGGGACCUGGCAGCUCCAUGUACGGCAGGGCGCCCGAGGAGGAAGCGGCAAUUCAGGAAGAAUUGUACGACCACCAUGGCAGGGGUAAGAGCAGCUACAGACACGGACCACUAGGGGGCAGCGGCAGCGUGAGCACUAGUUUGGGUGGGGGAUCCUCCUAUUACUAUGACAAUGACUACAGUCACGGCAGCUUCCGAUCCGGCGUGCAGAAAUCGUCGUCCCCUAGAAGCCUUUUGGCUCCUGCGGUCAUGUCCAACAAACGCAGCAAGCACAGGAAACUGGGCAGUAUGGAGCAGAAAAUCUCCAAAUUCUCUCCCAUUGAGGAGGCUCGCGACGUAGAGGCGGACCUGGCCUCCUAUUCUCCCGCAGUCGCCGGAGGUUACCCGUCCUCCCACAUCCGGGGACGUCAGCUGAUAGAGGACUACGGCUUCAAGAGGAGUACUUACGACGCCGGCAGCGGCAUCGCCAGCGGUAGUCGAUACUUUGGCUCGAUGGGAGAGGAGGACGAUCGGAUUUACUACACUUCCACCGGCCGUUCACGCUCCACCGGAUACGGGAUGGACAAGAUCACAGCCAGAGACUACUCCGGGUACCGCAGCAGAUCCUACGAGAGGGACGAUCGCCCUCACCGAUCCGGCUAUAGCCGGGGGCGCCACCCAAGCAGACAGUACUCUGAAGAGGAGAGCCCACUCAGUCCCCUGAGGAGAUUCAUGGGCUCCGGGCGAUCGUCCAGUUUAGGUCCCGACCCGUACGACGGUCGCAGCGGUCGAUACCAUUACUAUUACGGCCAAUACGGUUCCAGUCACUCUCUGCCAGAUGUGCAAGACCACAUUCGGGACCUACCCCGGACCCAUGUCUACAAGUCGGACGAUACGUACAUAAUAGACGAUUAUCAUUGUGCUGUGUCUGACAGUGAAGCCUGCAUGCCGCUGUCUCCGAACGACAUGGAGAUUGACUGUGAUCUGCUUUCGGUUUCCAAAGCCUACCAUCUCGGCCAGGAAGAGACGGACUGGUUUGAAAAACCGCGUUCCAGUUCCCGGCAUUACGGCGGGAGUCACUCGUCCGGAAGGAGUCGCCACGGUGUCAAACACACCUACCACGAUUACGACGAGCCUCCCGAAGAGGACCUUUGGCCUCACGACGAAUACGGCCACGGAGGACGACACUCUUCAUCCGCCCGCGACCACCGGCAUCACGGCAGCUCGAGUCGGCACUCGUCGUCAUCGCGUCAUUCGGAUGAACCGAGAUCCUCGAGGUCGUCCAAGGGACACCCGAAAGACCCGUCUAUGCGGCACGACCCUUCGGGGCGGUCUUCGUCAUCGGGAAGACGCGGCGAUUCCAGAUCCGGGGUCUACCACUCAUCGGACUAUUCUCGGGAUCCAUCCGGCCACCAUCAUAGUCAGAGAUCCUCGAGGCAAGGGGAUCCGCAUCGCUCAUCACGCAGCAAAUCUCAGCAACAAGUCGACAUGCAGGGCCAGCCGACAGGUACCUCUAGAUCCGGCUCUUCUUCAAGGGGACAGGGCCCUGCUGGUGGUCCUACAGGAUCCGGACGACAAGUUGGUCAAGUUUCCCAGAAUGACGUAGCCGCAGGACAGAGGACGCAACUCCAACAGCAGGCCCAGACUUCAACGGCAAGGCCGGGAGGGCAAGGGCCCCCAAUUACAACCGGUGCGCAGCAACUGCCCCCAGCCCAGGGACAAAGCAUGGGGGUGGGGCCAGGCCAGACCAAACCGGGGCAAAUGGGAGUCGCUGGUGGACCUAUGGGUCAGGCGAGACAGACGGGUCCAACAGGAACGACACCAACCCCUAUGCAGGCUAAGAUUGAAACACCUCCAGUGACAGCCAUCGGAGCAAAAGCAGCACCUGUCAUGGCCUCAAAAGGCGCUCAACCACCACUCACAGGAAUAGGCUCCAAAGCCGCUCCGAGGCCGGGCGGCAUAGGCAGCGCGGCCGCGGGUCAGCCAGGCAUGGAGGGUGACAGCAUGUUGUCCAAGAUCUUACCGGGAGGAGCUGCCGAGCAGGCUGGAAAACUGGGGGAAGCUAUAUCCGGCUUUGGCAAGAAGUUCACCUCCUUCUUCUAAAGUGCUAUGUUUAAGGUCCAAUCUUAGAUCCAAAAGUCCGCCUUGACUUCAAACCAUCUUGGAGACAAAACAGUGGCUGGAGAAACAGAAGAAUAAAAGCAAUGGGGAUCAGGUAGCACCAGUCAAACAUCUGGAUCUGACUCAUCACCUCUUCCUCUCCAAAAGAGGGCGAUAUGGAAUAUUUGCAGUGCAGGUUUUUCUGAUAUCAACCACCAUUUUCUUUCAUCACCCGUCCAUUUCAAGGAAACGACGUCUAUUUUCCCACCAUUUGUCCACUUUCUACGGACUUCCCAGAAUGCGACUCCUGUUUUCUAAUUCCCAUUCCAAAUGUCGAGCGGAGAGGAGGAGGAUUCGAAACGCGGAGAACUUCAAAUCCAAGACCUUUACACUGUUCAACAUCACUGAGAAAAGGCUGGACGUUGCUAGACUACGCAAACAGGAACGGGAUGGAAAUCGGUGAAAUUCAAUAGGUUUUCCGAGUCAAGCAGCCAUAAUGAUAUUUUUUUGUCAAUACUUGAGGUGAUUAUUUUUUGGUCCUCCAUGUGUGAGUUUUUAUUUUUGUUCAGUUGCCAGCACAGCCUUAAUUAUUUAUUUUCAGGUGAAAUUUUCAAUUUCUUCAUGUACAUCUAUCCGCUUACUGUGAGUUUUAUUUAUAUUUUUUUAAUCAUGUUUGUGUCACUUCCAUUUGUUUCGUUUUGGGAGCUGAGAAAGCCAAGAGCACAACGGCAAAAAAAUAGAAAUGUGUUUCCUUCGUUUGUCUAACUUCCGAAAAUGUGACGCUCGCCAAUUAGCUUGUGCGACAUGGUUUGGGUUAGGUUUUGUCGAGUUUGUGGCCAAGUGUGUCUUGUCCUUGUGAAGGCCUAUUGAUUUUAACUGCUCCUUGUGUGUCGACCAAUCCAAUACCUCUCGUGGUCACCCAUCUGUUCCUCAACCCCCCGUGAAAGUGGAAAACUGCGAAGUAGGAUUUGCCUCCAUAACUCCUUAAAAUAAUUGACGUAAACAGUAUUUGUUUACAUGUGAUACAAGCGGCUGAAAUGAGUUUCCUCCGCUGGGUGUCCGGGGUAUACCUUAGAGAUAGGGUGAGAAGCUCGGUCAUCCGGGAGGUACUUGGCGUCAAGCCACUACUCCUCUGCGUUGAGAGGAACCAGCUGAAGUGGCUCGGGCAUCUUGUUCAGAUGCCUCCUGGCACCUCCCUGGAGAGGUGCAUGUCCCACCGGCGGGAGACCCCAGGGACGACCCAGGACACGCUGGAGAGACUGUGUCUCUCGAAUGGCCUGGGAACACCUUGGGAUCCUGCCAGAGGACCUGGUUGAAGUGGCUGGGGAGAGGGAAGUCUUGGCUUCCCUGUUAAAGCUGCUGCUGCCCCCACAACCCGUCCCCGGAGCAAACGGAAGAUGGAUGGAUGGAUGGAUGGAUGGAUGGAUGGAUGGAUGGAUGGAUGGAUGGAUGGAUGGGCAGGCUCUGGAAAAAAAAACAGUCAAAUAUAACAUGGGACAAAUGUAAUGACUGUAGUUUUGCCAAAAGUAGAGGAGUAAGAGUAGCACUUCCUCUUCCCCCGGGGACGACUCAGGACACACUGGAGAGACUAUGUCCCUCUGAUGGCCUGGGAACGCCUUGGGAUCCUGCCAGAGGACCUAGUUGUAGUGGCUGGGGAGAGGGAAGUCUUGGCUUCCCUGUUAAAGCUGCUGCACCCACGACCCGACCCCAGACAAACCGGAAGAUGAUGGUGUUUGCAUAUUGUGUACUUCCUUGCUCGUCCAUUAAGGUUGAUGAUGACCAUGGCUCAUCUCAGUUUGUUGACUGUUGUUGAGUACACAGAUGACUGUAAAACCAACCUGAGCACGGAAUUCUCUGUGGCACAGAGAGGGUACAGUUUUUCUCUUGGCCUUGUCCUGCUGUCUCUUCAGAAUGGCACGAGAUCUUCUGUUGUUCUCAGAGCACUGCACCCUCCUAGAGCUUUCUUCUGCAAUCUGGUUGAUCUUUUGCCUAGUGUUCCCAGUGAUCUUCAAGCUCUGCAAGUAGGAUUUCAGAGUGUCCUUUUUGGGGUCACCUUGUGCUCGUUUGCCACUUUUCAGUUCACCAAAAGAGACUUUUGGCAAUCUUGUACAGGGCAUUCUGGUCACGUGCCCAGUCCAUCUCACCUGGGUCUCAGCAAUGGAAAUGCUGGGCAGAUUGGCUUUGCUGAGUACUUCAGUGUUCGAAACUAGACAGCCUAGAUGGAGAUGGUUCCGUUUUCUUGCAUGAUGCUGGUGGACUGUCCAGGUUUCACACCCAUACAUGGUAGUACGACAGUCUGAUAGACCUUAACUUGUGUCUCCUGCCUGAUGCCAGGCUGAGUCACGUAGACGGCCAAAUGUCACAUUGGCCUUGCAGAUCCUGAUGUUAAUUUUGUCAUGUAUGUGCACAGCAUGAGACAAAGUACUUCCAAAGUAGAUAAACUUGUCAACUGCUGAUAGCUUUUGGUUUUUCAUAUGGAUGGUGGCCUCGGUGAAUGAUUUUCCAGGGGCAUCUUUGUACUGAUGUUUAUGCCAAAGUGGUUGCACGCUGAUGAGAAAAAGUCCAUGCUAGCAUGUAGUUCCUCAUUUGAACUGGCAACUAGAGGACAGUCAACAGCAAAUAGCAGUUCAUGAACUGUGACUUCCUCCACUUUGGUUUUGGCUGGUAGCCUACGCAGAUGGAAUGAACCUCCAUUAAAACAAUAGAUGAGGUUUAUGCCAGUGCUGGCAUGUUUUGGCGUGAGUCGUGCAACCUGGCAGUAGACACCAUGCUGAGGAAUGUUAGUGCUAGGGUGCAGCUGUGUUUCACCUUGUUUGUAAUUGAGAAUGGAUCACAGAGUUCUUGCUGAUCUCUCACACUAGCCAUCAAACCAUCAUGGAGUUUUCGCACAUGCUGAUGAACUUGUCUGGAAACUUCGUACUUGGCCAUGAUCUUCUGGAGACCCUCCCGGCUGACUGUGUCAAAUGCUUUUUGAGGUCCACAAUAGAUCAGCAUUUUUCUCCUGGAGCUGUCGGACAGUAAAUACUAUGUCAGUGGUUGCGCGACACUUUCGUAAACCGCACUCUUUCAGGCAGAAGACCCUGGUUCAGGUGUACAGUCAAUCAGUCAAUGAGGUCUUGUUGUUUAAAUCCUUGCGUAAGACAAGAUAAAACAAGCUGAAAAGCUGGGCUAGACUGGGAUGUGCUCAGCCAAUCAGCUCACGAAAUAAAGCCACUCUUAUUAGCGGUCUCAUCGCAUUGGUCACGGUAGAGGCCGCUACUAUGGUGCUCAUUAACCCCUAUGCCCUUGCCAAUAUCGUUCAGCCAUACUGGGCACAGGACGUGGCAUGGACAUGGACAAUGACACAACAAGGAAUGACUAAACGGGGAGAUUAUUUACACAGACAUGGGGUAACAAGACGAUGAGGAACCGGUGGGUGACACGAGGAGCAGCGGAUUGGUUGACACAUAACGCCAGGUGAAAUCAACUGGCGAACACAAGGACAAGACACACUCGGGCACAAACUAGACAGAAGCUCACCCAAACCAUGACAAUAUAAGUAAACAGAAAACCCUUUAGUAAGCCACGGUUUACUAAAACGGACACGCCGUCAGUACGUGUCGGCAAUUGUCUUCACGCGAAUCGUGAAAGCACACUCCCAAAAAUCGAAGAACGGAUCCAAACAGAACUUUGUCAUCUGUCAUCUCGCCCUGACCUACAAGCUCUCUCAGUUGUCACGGAAACUACUCAGGUCAGUGUUCUCCCUCCCGCAGUGCAUUGUGGGAUCCGAACUGUUGAGGCCGAACAUGACGAACAGAAAUCCACGCUCGUGUUGUAUAGUGUCCGUGUGAACGCUCGCCGGGGACCUUCGCAUGCUGCCCGGCGUCGACGAAAAAAAAACAACCUCAAAGUCACCUCUAUAUUGUUCUGUUCCUAACGUUUUUAUGUAUGUUUGUGUGAAUGGGCCACUGUUCCAAAACUGUUCAAUCAAGCGCCAUAAGAAAUGAAAAGGCGACCGCUCAUCUCCACUCGUUCUAUGCAAUGAAUUAACUGCAAAUAGGAGCAUGACCAUUAACGACCAUGUCAUUAAGUAAUAGCGACGAUGCUAGUUAGCAGUGUUCGAAUGCGAAAUGGCAGCAUGGUGAACGGAAAUGAUAUUUUUGCUAACAUGCUAAUCGAUAAACAUACAUGCUUUUAUUGCUCGUGUUACUUUAGUCCCUAACAAAAUUUAGGCGGGCAUGUUUAUGAUUAUCGAUUAGCAUGCUAGCAAAAAUACCAUUCCCCUCCACUUGCGACAUUGAGGGUGAUAGACGUCCAAUCUGUUUUGACUCGGAGCGAACGAUAGCUGCUAGCAGUCAAAAUGGAAUGGGAUUUCCAUUACCGUCAAAGCUCGAAAGAUGAAUCUGUAAUACGAUAAUGAGUUCAGCUCAUAUUAUAAUAAAAUACGAUUUUAGGAUUGCUUUAUUACAUUGUUUUAGUAGUAUAUGGGGCUUAAGCGCAUUAUCGUAUUAUCGAAAAUGUGAGCUGAAGGAAAACAGCAUUUUAGCUAACAUGCUAAUCGACAAUAGAAGCAGGCCUGUUUACGAUUAUCGAUUAAAAUGUUAGCAAAAAUACCAUUUUGCUUCAGAGCGAACGAUAGCUGCUAGCAUUCAAAAUGGAACAGGAUUUCAUUACCGUCAAUGGCACGGAAAGAUGAUCGUUGGCUGGAAUCUGUAAUACGGUAAUGAGUUUAGUGUAUAUUAUAAUAAAAUACGAUUUUAGGAUUGAUUUAUUACAUUGUUUUAGUAAUAUAUGGGGCUUAAGUGCAUUAUCGUAGCAUCGAAAAUGUGAGCUGAAGGAAAACAGUAUUUAAGCUAACAUGCUAAUCGACAAUAGAAGCAGGCCUGUCUACGAUUAUCGAUUAGCAUGUUAGCAAAAAUACCAUUUUGCUUCAGAGCUAAGCUCAUUAUUGUGCUAUUGAAUUAUUUUAUUAUGAUUUUAGGAUGUGUUGAGUUCAUUGUUGUAUUAAUUUUUGGCUGAAGCUCAUUAUCGUAUGAUGGAAAAUGUGAGCUAAGCUCAUUAUUGUCCUAUUAUUCUAUCAUGAUUUUAGGAUUGAUUUAUUUCAUUGUUUUAUUAAUAUUUAGCUUAAGAUCAUUAUCAUAUGAUUGAAAAUAUGAGCUAAGCUCAUUAUUGUACUAUUGAAUUAUUUGAGGAUUUCCGUCUAAUUUACCUACAAACCUUAGUGGUGUCAUUGCCAUAGUGGAAAAAUUCCACGCAAAUUUGAGCAAAUCUCAUGAUCAUAUGAUAGCAUUGAUAUAUUUUCAGUCACGUGUAACUCGGGUUUCUUUAUUGGUCAAAAUGUUUCCCAGACCAGGCUGUUACAUACAUACAGGUGUAUCUCAAUACAUUUCUAGGAAUUGAAUUUAAAGAUUUAAUUCAUUUUUAAAGAUUUAUAGAAGAAAAUAAUUUUCGGAAUUUUUAAUUAAUUCCCCAGGUUUUUGUUUUGUUUUGUUUUUUGUUUUUGUUAUUUGUGAGGAUGAAUGUUUUUUUUUUUUUAAUGAUUAUUUUAUUUGUAUUAUUAUUUAUUUUUAUUAUUUAUUUAUAUUUUUUUUAACAUUAUUUUUGUAUUCUUGUGAUUGAUUUUUAUUUUUAAUUUAAUGAAUUUAUAGUUUUAAUGAUACUUUUUAUAUUAUUUUUCUGAAAAUACUGAUUUUUUAAUUUUAUUAUUACAAGGUAUUUUUCCUGAUAAAUUAGGUAGCUUUUUUACUCAAUAUUUUUCUAUCAUAACAUUAUUAUAAUUGAUAAUUAUCAAUUGUAAUUUAUUAUUAUUAUAUUCUAAUUUUUAUUCUAUUCAAAGCAACACUAGGUAACUUUUCAAUCUUUCCUCCUCAACCUGCUCGUCUCGUCAAGAUCCGCGUCAUUAUUGGCUAUUAAAGCAUACAAAAGGAAUCAAAAAAUGAUUACACUUCAGACCAUUUAAGUACAUUUAAACUGUAUUUCAAAGCAACAGUAGGUAACUUUUCAACCUUUAUAAAAUAUUUUCAUAACAAUUGUGAUGAUAUGUCGACGGACAACUAGCUGAAUGACACCUUUUUUUUUAUAUCUUGAGGGGGUCUGUAUCACUUUCAUCGGCACUAAUUAACUUUGAGGAGGGUGGCAGGAACCACAAAAAAAACUACAAAUGCUGACUGCUUCACCGCAUAUGUAACUUCCCCCUUUCCCCAUUUAUUAUAAAGAUGUAAGAUGAUGCUAACGCUUUCGCGCGAAUUCUGCAAUGAUGGCAGAUCAACAGUAUAGAAUAAACAUUGGCCAGGGUUUCACUCGCUGGAGUGACAACAACCCCCCCACCCCCCACCCACCCACCCAACCGAACUUGUCAGUGCUGUCGAGUUGCUAUGCUAUUGUUUAGCCAGAAUUGGAUUCAUGACCGUUUUCCGAAAUUUCCAGGUUCGUGGUGAAUCAGUAACAGGUACACUUUUGCAAAAUAGACAAUGAGAUUUAUUGAUUACAAUCCCACAAGAGCAAGCAACAGGUAUCAAAAACAAGCAUAACAAGGGUAACGAUGAUGUUAGAUUUGAGUUUGUCAAUCCCAGAGUCCCCGCGCUACGUUACAGCACAACCAGGUGUCCCUUAGCAAUGAAAAUCGCUUACCGUGACAAAUGAGCGGGAGCCAACGCUCCGGUAAGGCAGCGAAGGAACAAAGCCAGGCGAGCCGUAUGUGACCCGCUGGCGGACUUCACUGGUCGCCCGGAAAUGCCCGGUUUUUGUCGGAACGCGCCACACGGGGACGGAGACUGCCAACCUCCGCUCCCAGGUGGCGCGGCCCCGUUCAAUGACAAAGCUACUUUUGUUCCAGCCCCUCGAAAAAGGAGCUGUUCUUUGCAUGAUUCCCAGGUUGCGCCGUCCGGUAGCAGAUGUUGUGUUCCCACGGUAAAUUGUAUGAGUGCAAAACAAGUUAUCUCGUGAGAUUCCCUUCUAACUAUGGAACCCAGGCGUGUAAGAAACAAUCAAAACAAAUGAUCUCGUGAGAUUCCCUCCUAACUAUAUAACUCAAGAUAAAAAUUAAUAGAAGUUGUACAAUCUAGGUCACAGAAGCAAUCAUACAUCACAAAGGCAUAAUGUAAUAUUUUCCCCCAUCAAUUACCUUACUUCAUCCUCCACACAGCCGCUAAUAACAGAAAUGUGGUUUAAUCCAUCUGCAGGCGACCGGGAGAUUGAUUUUUGAUUGAGGAUUUUACGACACUGUGCCGGUGUGCACUGGUCCUCAUGGGAAACGCAGUCUUCCUUAAGGCAAAACACUACCGCUUUUGUCCACCGGCGUCGCUAAAAUCGACUAAAACUGAAAAGUUACCAAGUGUUGCUUUAAAACAUCAAAAUUUAGAGAAAAAAACUAUAAAAUAUUGAUACGACAAUGAGUUUCACGUUCGUAUUGAACCACUAAAAUAAAGUAGAAGUACUAGUAGUUAAUGCUAUGUUUUUCCAACCAUACGCACAUUGAGAUGCACCUGUAAGGACUUUAGAAAGUACGCAAACCAACAGACCUACAAAUUUUAAAGAAAGGCACAGUUGAUAGCAGAAAAUGUAAACUUUAGUUUUAUCAAAGAAUAAAUGUGUACAUUGAUAGAGAAAAACAUUCUAUAUAGACGACAGUAUAUUCUCAAAUGGCUGCUCAGAGAUGAAAACGAAGGGUUCGUCUCAUUAGACUAGAAUAGACUAAUAUCUAUGAGGGUUUCUAUAGAAUCAAUACAAAGACACAUAGGAGAGAUUAUAUAUGAUUUAUAAAUAACACAACAUUUAUCCUCUUGUUAUAGUUGUAAUGCAACAACCCAGAAUCCCUAUUAACUGCCAAUGACGGCGAUAUCUGUCAAUGGCAGCGAACGGGACAACACUAUUUUCCAAACGAGUCAUCCUAAAGAAGUCUAUUUUUUUGUGAAAUAUGAAUGAGAUUAUUUAUCGCGGAAUUUAUUUUAUGAUAAUUGAAACUUCGGAACGGAUUUCAGAAAGUAUUUUGAGUUUUUAAACCAAGUGAUAGUGCUCAUGUACAUUAAAUGAAGACAAAACAAAAACUCAAACAAUAUUAUUCGCGUUUUAAAAGAGAAAUAAUGACUUCCUCGCAUUUGCUUGUCUCAAUCAGCCACUCAAGGUGACUUAAUAUGCAUUGCAGCAAGGGCUUUUAUUCUACAGUGUAAUAGUAGUCAUCCGAGAAAGCCAUCGAAGCAGCUCUGCCGCUGUCUUGUAAUCGACUUUUACUUGAGAGGGAAAAAUCAGAGGUCCACGGCAUGUUUGAAGCACAAAUGUCAACAAUAAUAUACUAGUAUAUACAUUAGGGCUGCUGAGAUCAAUCUACAACUAUUUUGGUAGUCGAUGAAUCGUUUAAAUAAAUGAGGGACAUGAAUAUUCUAUGUAAACAUAUAUAUAUGUAAACAUAUGUGUGUGUAUAUAUAUAUAUAUAUAUAUAUAUAUAUAUAUGUAAACAUAUGUAUAUACGUAGAUGUAUAUAUAUAUAUAUGUAUGUAUAUAUAUAUAUAAAUAUAUACAUUUCUGUAUACACACUUAUCAUAUAUGCUCUACGUGUAUGUAUAUACAUACUGUAGAUAUACAGUAUGUAUGAGUAAAUAUAUACAUGUCUGUACAUACAUAAAUAUGUAUACAGUAUAUAUAAUAUAUAUAUGCAUGUAUACUGUAUAUAUAUAUAUAUAUACACAGUAUAUAUGUAUACGCUCAAUAUGCAUAUGUAUAUACAUACUGUAGCUAUAUAUAUAUAUCAGUAUAUACAUAAAUAUGUAUACAGUAUAUAUAAUAUAUACAUAUAUAUUGCCAAUGGGUUUUCCCAUUGACAGUGUAUCAAAUACUUGUUCUCCCCACUGUACAUACAUAUAUAUACAUAUAUAUAUAUAUAUACAUAUAUAUGUAUUUAUAUAUAUGUAUAUAUACAUAUAUACACACACAUAUAUAUAUAUAUAUAUAUAUAUAUAUAUAUAUAUAUAUAUAAUAGGGCUGUCAAAAUUAUCGCGUUAACGGGCGUUAAUUAAUUUUUUAAAUUAAUCACGUUAAAAUAUUUGACGCAAUUAAAGCACUCCCCCCACUCAGAUUUGAAUGACAGUACAGUGAACGGCUUGUUAAUUUUGUUUUAUGGAGUUUUGCCGCCCUCUGCUGGCGCUUGGGUGUGACUGAUUUUAUAGGCUUCAGCACCCAUGAGCAUUGUGUAAGUAAUUAUUGACAUCAACAAUGGCGGGCUACUAGUUUAUUUUUUGAUUGAAAAUCUUCAACAUUUAUUAAAACGAAAACAUUAAGAGGGGUUAUAAUAUAAAAUUUCUAUAACUUGUACUAACAUUUUUCUUUUAAGAACUACAAGUCUUUCUAUCCAUGGAUUGCUUUAACAGAAUGUUAAUAAUGCUAAUGCCAUCUUGUUGAUUUUUUGUUAUAAUAAACAAAUAGUCCUUAUGUGCUGUAUUUUGAAUGUAUAUAUCCAUCUUGUGUUUUAUCGUUCCAUUCCAACAAUAAUUUAGAGAAAAAUAUGGCAUAUUUUAUAGAUGGUUUGAAUUGGGAUUAAUUUUUAAGAUGUAAUUAACUCGAUUAAAAUUUUAAAUCGUUUGAUAGCCCUAAUAUAUAUGUAUAUAUAUAUAAUACAUAUAUAUACACACAUAUUCACCCAUUCAUUGGUGGCUGAGUGGUUAGCACGUCCGUCUCACAGUUCUGAGAUCAUGGGUUCAAUCCCGGGCCAUGGUAGGUUGAUCGAACACUCUAAAUUGUCCCUAGGUUUGAGUGUGUGCGCAAAUGGUUGUUCCUUGUGCUGGCAACCGAUUACGGUUCUAUCCCGCCUACUGCCCAUCGUUAUCUGGGAUUGGCUCCAACACCCCUGUGACCCUCGUGAUGAUAAGCAGUUGAAAUGAAAAAUGAAAAAAAAAAAAAAGUAUAUAAACAGUCACGGUGAUGGAGCCUAUCCCAGCAAAUGGCGGGCAGAAGGCAUGGUACACUCUGAACUUGUAGCCCGCCAGUCGCAGAUGUAUGUAUGGGUAUGUAUACUUAUGUAUGUAUGUAUGUAAAAACAAAAAAGUAUUUCCUCAACCUCUCCCCUGGUAGGUUGGGUGGCUGUUCAAACUUGGGUCCUCUACCAGAGGCCUGGGAGCUUGAGGGUCCAGCGCAGUAUUUUUACUGUUCCUAGGACUGCACACUAGGACUGAUGUUUCUCCAGGUAUCUGCUGGAGCCACUUCUCCAAUGGUGGGGCAACAUUCCCCAGUGAUCCUAUGACCACGGGCACCACUGUUGCAAUCACCUUCCAGGCUCUCUCGAGCUCUUCUUUGAGCCCAUGGUAUUUCUCUAGUUUCUCGUGUUCCAUUUUCCUGAUAUUUCCAUUUUUGGGAUAGCUACAUCGAUCACAACGGCGGUCCUCUGCUGCUUAUCGAUGAUCAGGAUGUCCGGUUGGUUGGCCAUGACCAUCUUAUCAAUCUGUAUCCGGAUGUCCCACAGGAUCUUAGCCCGCUCAUUUUCCAUGGUCCUUCGGGCCGGAUGCAUAUACUAAAUACAUUUAUUUUUAUAUUUUUUUCCCACUCAUAUAUGUACGUACAUACAUCUGUAUAUAUAAACAGUAUAUGUGUGUGCGUAUAUAUAUAUAUAUAUAUAUAUAUAUAUAUAUAUAUAUAUAUAUAUAUUUAUAUAUACAUACAUACAUACAUACAUACACACAUAUGACUUGAUUUGUAGACUAUUCACAAAAGUAAUCGGUGAUUAAUCGACUAACAAAAUACUUGUAUGCCGAAGCCCUAAUACAGAAUCGAGUUUUGGUUUGCAACACUUGGAGAAACCUUUUUAUUUUUCAUUUGUGAGUUUGUGUCUCGAUAGCCUCAGCAAUAAGUGACCCGUUUUUCUUAAAAUGCAUUUUUACUCAUUGUCUGCCACUGACGGCAAUAGGCGUCCAAUCCACGUUGAACGUUCCUUCCCAGUCACAACGGAUUGUCCUCUGUAGCCGUCAAAUGUAGUCACGGAGUUAAAAGUAUGUUUACAUGAUUUACAAUGUAUUUUAUUUUGUAAUGACAUUUUUACAGCCAUAAAAAAGAUAACAAAUUUAUGUUUUUGUUUUCGUUCGCUUUCAUGAAAAUGUAGAGAUAUUGUAAAUGUUGCUCUGAGAUUUUUUCCCACCCGCCUGUGUGAGUGGUCCCUUUUCACAGUAGUACGUAGAAGAGCAUGACAAAGAGAGAGAAUCGAAAAUAUAUCGCAUAUUAUAAAUAAAUAUAAAUCUAUGAUGAGACUUUUAGGUGAGAGUAGAAAGGGACAAAAUAAGCAAUCUAUAAAAAUGUAUGAGAGUGCUUUUUCUAGCCAAAUGUGUACAAAAACAACUUGAACAAAAGGUGACAAACUGGUAUGACAAAAUGACAUAUUUGCAUCGCGUGCUUGUGUCGACUGUUUAAAUAUCAUUAAAAAAAAAAAAAAAAUCUCGGACUCUGAUACGGGAUAAACGAACAUCUGUGUGAAAUUUCUAUAAAUGUUGUGUUUGUAAAAUGAGAUGCCAUUCAAAACAAAAUGGGUCGUUUUUCUGGAUUCAGUGUAAAUUUUGGGGGGGUGGGCUGAAAAUUGACGCCAAGUGUAAAAACCAUUAUUGUGUUGGAGGGGAAAAAAAUGGAGAUGAAAAAAAAAAAAGAGCCUAAUAAUAACAACAAAAUUCACUGUUGUAAGUGCAAUGAGCUAAACUUCCUGUUCUCCCCGUUGUAAAACCUCGUGUAUGUUUCUGUGUUCCUCCUGUAAAUGGAUGUAGUAGACCUGGUGCAUCAUGCCAUGUAAUGUGAUGAAUGACAAAUUAUGACCUUCAAAUAAAUUGCAAUCAGGAAAAAUAAAAUGUAUAUGAAAGUG